AUGGUGAAUGCUUGUUCUUCAGACUCAAAGGAAGUAUACAGUCGGGUUCCCCAGUGGUUGGAAUUUGGACCACUGCUCUUUUUCAUGUAUAUGAAUGACUUGGACUUGACUAUUCAGGACAUAAUUUUAAAGUUUGCAGAUGCUAUGAAAUACAGAAAGGAGAUAGGAGGUGCAAGCCCUCCCCAAAGAAACUGGAAGGGAAUUGCCAUUGCCCUGCUGGUGAUCCUUGCUGUGUGCUCUCUCAUCACCAUCUCGGUCAUCCUCUUAACCCCAGAAGAUACUUCAAAAACAGCAGAUGCUCGACUAUCUCUGGAUGACCUGUUCAGAAUAGAGUUCACUAUACAUGACCCAGAAGUAAAGUGGAUCAAAGAUGUGGAAGUGGUAUAUCGGACUAGGGAUGGGCAUGUGAUCAAACUGAAUAUAGUAACAAAUGAAACAACCAUAUUGCUGGAAAACAGCACAUUCGUGACUUUUAAAGCAACAAAAUACUCUGUCUCUCCAGAUCUCAGAUUUGUUCUUCUUGCAUAUGACGUCAAACAGGUCUAUCACCAUUCUUACACUGCAUCAUAUGCUAUUUACGACAUUCAUACCAGGGAAGUGAGGGAACUGAAUCCCCCAGAGGUGGCAAAUUCUGUAUUACAAUAUGCAGCAUGGGGCAUAGCAGGACAGCAGCUGGUCUAUAUUUUUGAAAAUAACAUCUAUUACCAAACUGAAGUAAAGAGUAGUGCUCUGCGCCUUACCUCUUCGGGAAAAGAAGGGAUAAUCUACAAUGGCAUUGCAGACUGGUUAUACGAAGAGGAGCUGAUGCAUUCCCAUGUUACUCACUGGUGGUCCCCAAAUGGAGAGCGACUGGCAUUCCUGAUGAUAAAUGAUACUUUGGUACCAAAUAUGGUGAUUCCACGCUUUACUGGUAAUCUGUACCCAAAAGGAAAGCAAUACCCAUAUCCUAAGGCAGGACAAGUCAAUCCAAUAGUGAAGCUGUUUGUGGUGAACCUUUAUGGACCAACUCAUACCCUUGAACUGAUGCCACCAGAGAGCUUCAAAUCCAAGGAAUAUUAUAUCACGAUGGUAAAGUGGGUCAGCAGCACAAAGACUGUCGUAAACUGGCUGAACAGACCUCAAAAUGUCUCCAUUCUUACUACAUGCGAAAUUACAACCGGGGCUUGUUCUAAGAAACAUGAGACAGUGUCUGAACUCUGGCUUUCUAAACAGAAUGAGGAACCAGUGUUCUCAAAGGAUGGCAGCAAGUUUUUUAUGACCGUGCCUGUAAAACAAGGUGGUCGUGGAGAAUUCCAUCAUAUUGCUAUGUUCACGCUCCAGCCUAAAAGUGAACUGAGCAGCGUGCGCCACCUGACAUCAGGAAACUGGGAGGUCACUGAAAUCCUUGGAUAUGACGAAGUCCAUCAGAAGAUAUAUUUUUUGAGCACAGAAGAUUCACCAAGAGGAAGGCACUUGUACAGUGUACACACUGUGGGAUCAUUUCACCGCCAGUGUCUUUCCUGCACUUUCCAUAAGGAUAAUUGUACUUACUUCAGUGCCCACUUCAGCCCCAGUAAUGAACACUUCAUACUGCACUGUGAAGGUCCAAAUAUACCAAUGGUCUCUGUCCAUAGCAUAAGCAAUCCAAACAACUCCUACAUACUGGAAAAUAAUGCUGCCCUGCAUGAAUGUAUCAAAGGAAAAAGGAUCCACAAACCAGAAUACAAGACUGUUCAUAUUGCUGAUUAUGAACUCAUUCUGCAGUUGUUGUAUCCUGAGGGCUUUGAUGAAAACAAUCAAUAUCCUGUUCUGCUGGUUGUUGACGGAGCCCCAGGGAGCCAGCUGGUUACUGAUAAGUUUUGGAUUGACUGGGAUUCAGUACUUGUCAGCUCUGAUAAUGUCAUCCUUGCUCGCUUUGAUGGCCGUGGGAGUGGUUUUCAAGGGCUUAAAAUUCUGCAGGACAUCCAUCGAAGGUUGGGGACAGUGGAAGUCAAAGACCAAAUUACAGCAGUGCAAUCAUUGUUGAAAUUACCAUUUAUUGAUGCAAACAGAAUAGGUGUUUAUGGGAAGGCAUAUGGAGGCUAUGUCACAUCCAUGAUUCUUAGUUCCACUGACAGAAUCUUCAAAUGUGGAGUCGCGGUAGCACCAAUUACUGACUGGAAAUUGUAUGCUUCAGCAUUCACAGAGCGAUACCUUGGAUUACCAUCACGAGAUGAAAACAUUUAUCAAGAAUCUAGUGUGCUCCAAAACCUUAAUGAAAUUAAAGAUGAGAGUUUUCUGAUUGUACAUGGGACUGCUGAUGCGAAUGUACAUUUUCAGCACACAGCAGAGCUGAUACAACACCUGGUGAAAGCUGAAAGAAACUACAGUAUACAGAUUUACCCAGAUGAAGGCCAUUUUAUUACAGCUGAAAAAAGCAAGCGACAUAUGUACAGUGCUAUCCUCAACUUUUUCAGAGAGUGCCUCAAGCAAGAAAUGCCUAUAUUACAGAAAGAACCAGAGGAGGAUGAAUAG
This is a messenger RNA of Carcharodon carcharias (great white shark), 2493 nucleotides long. Its product is annotated as inactive dipeptidyl peptidase 10-like. The coding region runs from base 1 to 2493 and encodes 830 amino acids. Lineage: Eukaryota; Metazoa; Chordata; Chondrichthyes; Lamniformes; Lamnidae. The transcript has 26 exons. Gene Ontology annotation, biological process: proteolysis. Gene Ontology annotation, molecular function: dipeptidyl-peptidase activity; serine-type peptidase activity. The record is from RefSeq and is a predicted model, not a curated record.